UCCUGCCAAAAAUAGACGUCGCCGUGGUUUUGAACUCUCUUUGACUGCGAUGGCGGGGUCAACGGCGAACCUCAGACUCCGCAGCCUUGGAUGGUGGAGAAAGUGGGCCAGAAAGGACUGGGCAAUCGCCACCCUCGCCUUCACCGUCAUCGUCUUCCUUCUCACUCUCAUCUCCAACUCUUUGCCCGACGAACCAGACUCCAGCGUCAGCAACCCCUUCGAUCCAACCACCGCCGCCGAUUUGGUCGACUUGACUCUGCUGCACGACGCCGAACGCAGAGGCGCCCUUUGCUUAGAUGGGAGUGCUCCCGGGUACCAUUUCCGAAAGGGGUUCGGAUCCGGAGCCAAAAAUUGGCUGCUUCACAUUGAGGGUGGAGGUUGGUGCAAUACAAUAGAGUCAUGUUCUUUGCGGAAAAGGACUCCAUUAGGGUCUUCCAAGUACAUGGAUCGUAGGGUUCAGUUUUCCGGGAUUUUGAGCUCUCAGCCGUCAGAAAAUCCUGACUUCUUUAACUGGAACAAAGUCAAAAUACGGUACUGUGAUGGCGCGUCUUUUGCUGGCCACCCCGAAAAUGAGCCCAAGAAUGGAUCAAAGCUUUACUUUAGGGGACAGCUCAUCUGGGAAGCACUUAUGGAUGAACUCUUGUCAAUUGGCUUGUCAAAGGCGAAACGGGCACUUCUUUCUGGAUGCUCUGCCGGUGGGUUGGCAACUCUUAUACACUGUGAUGACUUUCGAGGUCUUCUACCUAGGGAUUCAACUGUCAAAUGUCUUGCUGAUGCAGGUUUUUUUCUCGAUGAGAAAGAUGUUAACAAAAACUGGACCAUGAGAACUUUUUAUCGUGAUGUUGUGGUUCUUCAGGAUUUAGCAAAAAGUUUGCACAAGGAUUGUGUUGCAAGAAAGGAACCAGCUAAGUGUCUCUUUCCUGAAGAAAUUAUUAAACACGUUAGCACUCCAGUGUUCCUCGUCAACCCAGCUUAUGAUUUUUGGCAGAUACAACAUAUCUUGAUACCUGAAGCAUCAGAUCCGCAUGGCUACUGGAAAAAGUGCAAGCUGAACAUCUAUAAUUGCAAUCCUAGCCAGAUUGAAAUACUGCAAGGUUUCCGUCGUUCUAUGCUAAAUGCACUGAGCGAAUUCCAGAAAAGCAAGGUGGGAGGAACUUUUAUAAAUUCAUGUUUUAUUCAUUGCCAGACAUGGUUUUCUGAGACAUGGCAUUCACCCAGUUCUCCACGAAUAAACAAUAAGACAAUUGCAGAGUCUGUGGGUGAUUGGUACUUUAAUCAAAAUGUUGCAAAGCAAAUUGACUGCCCAUUUCCAUGCAAUCCCACCUGUAAUCAUAUGAAUUUCACUCAAUUUUCGCGAGGUUGAUUGGACUCGAGAUUACAUCCCACUUAUGAUUGGUCAUUCCCAAGUUUAGACCUCUACGAUCUCAGUAUACCAUGAUGGAAAUGUUCCCUCGUUGUCCAGAGCCUGUAGAUACUGAUAACAAAGGUGUGUAGAAAAGAACAAUUUAUAUUUGACAUGACGCCUUUAGACGAGGAGAAAAGGUUUCUGUAUAUUUUACAUUGCAGGGUCAGCGUUAACCAGAUGGAUGUCAUUUGCUUUGAAUCUCUUUUGUACCUUGAUUACCUGAAAAGGAAUUUUUCUCAUGCUGGAUUUGUAGCAAAUUCUCGGUUUCAACUCUUUUUGGACAGGCAAUGCUGCUUGUAAAGCUCCUCCUACAAAUGUCUGUUUAUAUUAUUUAUUUGA
Rosa chinensis is the source of this 1744-nucleotide messenger RNA. RefSeq names its product pectin acetylesterase 5. The record is from RefSeq and is a predicted model, not a curated record. The coding region runs from base 50 to 1363 and encodes 437 amino acids. The transcript is spliced from 12 exons. NCBI's taxonomy places the organism in Eukaryota, Viridiplantae, Streptophyta, Magnoliopsida, Rosales, Rosaceae. Gene Ontology annotation, molecular function: hydrolase activity.